Molecule: messenger RNA, 273 nt
Organism: Dibothriocephalus latus
Lineage: Eukaryota; Metazoa; Platyhelminthes; Cestoda; Diphyllobothriidea; Diphyllobothriidae
Source: the annotation of a GenBank genome assembly
AUGGCCCGUGAUUUGCCGGGCUUUGUGGCCAAACGAGUGAACCAGCUGCGUGCGAAGCCUGCCCUUAUCUCCAUCGUAGACACCACGGACACUGUGGACCAAGCCAACGCGAGGCGAACCUACCCAAGUCUUCCCCACCCAAUCAACAGAGGUUCCGCCCUCAUUCGCGGUACGCAACUUAUUGAGCUAACGUCGAACCGCCCUCCAGGCCAUGGAACGCAGGUGUUCCCAAAUCCACCCUACGAUCUCGGGUUGCAGACCGUCAGCAUGCUC